This is a messenger RNA of Fusarium keratoplasticum, 1518 nucleotides long. RefSeq lists its product as uncharacterized. Gene Ontology annotation, cellular component: cytoplasm. NCBI's taxonomy places the organism in Eukaryota, Fungi, Ascomycota, Sordariomycetes, Hypocreales, Nectriaceae. Gene Ontology annotation, biological process: thiamine biosynthetic process. Gene Ontology annotation, molecular function: thiamine-phosphate diphosphorylase activity; ATP binding; hydroxyethylthiazole kinase activity. The coding region runs from base 1 to 1518 and encodes 505 amino acids. The transcript has 5 exons. The record is from RefSeq and is a predicted model, not a curated record.
AUGGCCAAACCAUCCAUCAACUACGGCCUCUACCUCGUCACCGACUCGACCCCCGCCAUCCUCGGCGACGGGGACCUCGAGAAGGUCGUCGAGGCAGCGCUGAGGGGCGGCGUCACCGUCCUGCAGUACCGCGACAAGCACAGCGAGCGUGCCGUGGCUGUCGAGACGGCCAAGAAGCUGCACGCCGUGUCACAGCGGUACAGCGUUCCCUUGCUCAUUAAUGAUCGUGUUGAUGUUGCUGUCGAGGUUGGGUGUGAGGGUGUUCAUAUUGGACAGGAUGAUAUGGCCUUUGAGGAGGCCAGGAACCUCUUGGGACCUGACAAGAUCAUCGGUGUUACUGCAAGCUCUGUAGAAGAAGCUCUCAAGGCGUGUAAAGCUGGCGCCGAUUAUCUUGGUCUUGGAACCGUCUAUUCAACCCAGACCAAGAAGGACACAAAGUCCAUCAUCGGCCCCUCUGGCGUUCGCGAGAUCCUCUCCGCCCUCGCGGCUGCCGGUCACGGCGCCGUACCUACUGUUUGUAUCGGCGGCGUCAACGGCUCCAACGCCGGCUCUGUGCUCACGGCUGCCCGCUCGCCGACCAAGGCCCUCGACGGCGUUGCAGUCGUGAGCGCCAUCAUCGCCGCCCCCGAUCCGGCCGCUGCCUCUCGUCAUCUCCUCAGCCAGGUCAUCACCGCCAAGAUCCCUGAAGUCGUCGGCGCCGUAGCUAAUAGCACUCCCCUGACGCACAACAUGACCAACCUGGUCGUCCAGAACUUUGCCGCCAACGUAGCUCUCUGCGUCGGUGCCUCCCCCAUCAUGGCAAACUACGCAGAAGAAGCGGCCGACCUGGCCAAGCUUGGCGGCGCCCUCGUCGUCAACAUGGGCACCGUAACCCCUGACGGCCUCAAGAACUAUAUCCAGGCCAUCAAGGCCUACAACGAUGCCGGACGUCCUAUUGUUCUGGACCCAGUUGGCGCCGGCGCAACAUCUGUUCGCCGUAAUGCCGUCAAGUCCCUCCUCGACGCGGGCCAUUUCACCGUCAUCAAGGGCAACGAGGGCGAGAUCCAGACCGUGGCGGGAGCUACAAUCACCCAGCGUGGUGUAGACUCUACCUCAUCCUUGACCCUCGCCCAGAAAGCCUCGCUCGUGCGUUCCAUCGCGAAAAAGCGCCGCAACGUGGUUCUUCUGACAGGCGCCGUCGACCUUGUCAGCGAUGGAUCCCGCACGCUGGCUAUUAGCAACGGACACCCUUAUCUCGGUGAGGUUACGGGCACGGGAUGUACUCUUGGCACCACUGUGAGCGCCAUGGUUGCCGCAUACGGAGCCGACCCGCUACUGGCUGCUGUAGCUGGCACCGUCAUGUUCGGACUUGCGGCCGAGUUCGCUGCCGAGAGAAGCGAGGUUCGCGGGCCGGGUACGUUUGUUCCCGCCUUCUUGGACGAGCUGUAUGCCAUUCGAAAGGCCACUGGCAACGGUGAUCUUAGAUGGUUGACCAUGGCCAAGGUCAAGGCUGUUGAGGCUGCGGACAUCGAGGCGUAG